GAUCAGAGGUUUGCUAUAAAAGCCCCGGCUGCCUCAUGCACUCUCUGCUCUUCUGACCUGAGACUCAACAUGCAGACUCUCCUCCUUGUGGCGCUGCUCGGAUCCCUGGCCGCUGUGUUCGCGGCCCCCGCAGCCAAGGUGAAAUGGUGCGUAAAGUCGGUCAAAGAGAUGGAAAAAUGCGUCGCCCUCGCAGCCAUAGCUCCUGCUUUCACCUGCGUGCUGAGAGCCAACACCCUCGAGUGCAUCAUAGCCAUUAAGGCUGGUGAGGCAGAUGCCAUCACUUUGGACGGAGGGGACAUCUACACCGCUGGACUGAACAACUACAACCUGGAGCCCAUUAUUGCUGAGGACUACGGUACCUCUUCGGACACAUGCUACUACGCUGUUGCUGUGGUGAAGAAGGGCACUGCAUUUGACAUCAAAGGGCUCCAGGGGAAGAAAUCCUGCCACACUGGUGUGGGUAAAUCUGCAGGCUGGAACAUCCCCGUGGGCACUCUGUUGUCCUUGAACUUAAUGCAGUGGUCAGGCAUUGAAGACACCCCUGUGGAAGACGCGGUGAGCAACUUCUUCUCCGCCAGCUGUGCCCCAGGGUCAGCGCGUGGCAGCAAACUGUGCGAGCUGUGCACUGGAGACUGCUCCAUGUCCCCCAACGAGCCUUACUACGACUACGAGGGAGCCUUCCAGUGUCUAAAGGACGGCGCUGGAGAUGUGGCUUUUGUGAAGCAUCUUACUGUCCCUGAUUCCGAAAAGCCACACUACGAGCUGCUGUGCAAGGAUGGCACCAGAGCGGCUAUUGACGACUACAGGACCUGUCAUCUGGCCAAAGCACCGGCUCAUGCAGUUGUCAGCCGCAAGGACGCGCAGCUUGCUGACUUAAUCUGGAAUAGCCUCAACUCCUCAGCACAGGACUUUCCACUCUUCUCUUCUGCACCUUCCAAAAACCUGAUGUUCAAGGACUCAACAGUCAGGCUGGUGAGGGUGCCUGCAAACACAGACUCCUUCCUGUAUCUGGGUGCUGAAUACAUGAGCAUUGUCCACCCCCUUAAGAAUGUGCAAGCAAGCUCUGCUUCCCCCGCCAUUAAAUGGUGCGCUGUGGGCCACGCUGAGACCGCAAAGUGUGACGCGUGGAGCAUCGCCAGUUCGGGUGAUGCAGAUGUCACCACCACCAUUGAAUGCCAGACUGGCGCCUCAGUUGAAGACUGCAUUAAAAAGAUUAUGACUAAAGAUGCUGAUGCGAUGGCAGUGGAUGGAGGUCAGGUGUACACAGCGGGAAAGUGUGGCCUGCUGCCAGCUAUGGUGGAGCAGUAUAAUGCAGAUUUGUGCAGCAACCCUGGAGACAAAUCCUCUUACUAUGCUGUUGCUGUGGUAAAGAGGAGUUCAGGUCUGACUUGGGACACGUUGCGUGGCCACAAGUCUUGCCACACGGGACUCGGCAGAACUGCUGGCUGGAACGUCCCCAUGGGUCUAAUCUACAGUCAGACUCAAGACUGUGACUUCACCAAGUUCUUCAGCAGCGGCUGUGCCCCCGGAUCAGAACCCGGCUCUCCGUUCUGUCAUCAGUGUGUCGGCAGUAGAAGAGCGGUGGGAGAUGAGUCAAAGUGCAAAGCCAGUGCUGCUGAGCAGUACUACGGCUACGCAGGAGCAUUUAGGUGUUUGGUUGAGGGUGCAGGGGAUGUUGCUUUCAUCAAACACACAAUUGUUCCAGAAAACAGCAAUGGUGAGAGACUGACACUUACCUCUCUUAAUCUCAGCUAUGAAUGUGUUAUUUAUAUAAACUUAAAACAUCCUCCACCUCUUCUUGUCAAAGGCAACGGUCCAGCAUGGGCUAGUGGAGUAAUCGCUAAUGACUACCUGCUGAUCUGCCCUGGGCAGCCUGCUCCAGUGGAAAUCUCCGAGUACGCCUUGUGUAACCUGGCUGCUGUGCCCGCCCACGCUGUGGUGACGCGUCCGGGGACCCACGGCAAGGUUGUUCAAAUCCUUAAGCAACAGCAGGCCCAGUUUGGUAGCAGUGUCAGUGAUGCCAUAUUCAGGAUGUUCCAGUCAGAUUCAGGGAAAAACCUCCUCUUCAAGGACUCCACCAAAUGUCUCCAGGAGAUUCCUGAAGGAACAAGUUAUGAAACCUUUUUGGGAGCAAAGUACAUGACUACCAUUAAUGCUCUCAGAAAGUGCAGUGAAACCACUCCAGAUCUGGAGAAAUCUUGCACUUUCCAUCCCUGCCAGCAAAAAAACUAGUGGCAACCACGGACCAAGAGGUGCCUUCAGUGAUACGGGCACCUCCCUUCCCACACUCAACCCCCAAAUUGCCUUUUGUAUUUUCUUACUGAUCUUGCUGUAGACCGAUUUUUUAAAAGUAUAACCAAUAAUUGCACUACCACAACUUACAGAUCAACUUUCAUGUAAACAAUCACUACCACAUCUAGCUUUUUGCAUGCUGGUGUAACAUAAUGUUACAUUACCUUUGUUAUUGGAUCCACUAUGUUAUGUUAAUGUGCCUGACUUUUCAUUAAAAGCCUUUUAAUGUUC
This is a messenger RNA of Trematomus bernacchii (emerald rockcod), 2523 nucleotides long. RefSeq names its product transferrin-a (gene tfa). The transcript has 16 exons. Bases 70 to 2232 code for a protein of 720 amino acids. Gene Ontology annotation, cellular component: recycling endosome; extracellular region; early endosome. Gene Ontology annotation, biological process: iron ion transport; antibacterial humoral response. The record is from RefSeq and is a predicted model, not a curated record. NCBI's taxonomy places the organism in Eukaryota, Metazoa, Chordata, Actinopteri, Perciformes, Nototheniidae.